This is a messenger RNA of Thunnus maccoyii (southern bluefin tuna), 5131 nucleotides long. RefSeq names its product ArfGAP with SH3 domain, ankyrin repeat and PH domain 1b (gene asap1b). Gene Ontology annotation, cellular component: cytoplasm. The coding region runs from base 645 to 4040 and encodes 1131 amino acids. The transcript has 28 exons. Gene Ontology annotation, molecular function: protein binding; GTPase activator activity. Lineage: Eukaryota; Metazoa; Chordata; Actinopteri; Scombriformes; Scombridae. Gene Ontology annotation, biological process: positive regulation of GTPase activity. The record is from RefSeq and is a predicted model, not a curated record.
GACUCUCUGAGAAGCUCGAGCGCGGCCGAGCAGGAGAGAGUGGCGGUGAAUGUGUCUGCGGCAGCGUUUAGCGUUUAAAAAACAUAAACUACAGCCGAAGAAGAGAGGACCAAACCCCGCUGCAGCUCGAGACGACCUCGGCAGACCAUGGACUAUGAUAAAUUUUAGACAGAGGCUGGUAACGGCGGGCUGUUUUGACGACAAGCGGCUUAUUGAACAUCUGUAGAGCAUAAUGAGGGCGUCCGCUAUUCUUUACGGUGGUUUUUCCUCCGAGGUUUAGUCAGACGCAGAGUGACACUAUUUAUAAAUGCGUCGCUUUUAGACAUCCUCUCAAGGAAUAGACACACCGAGGGGGACACAGCCUGCAGAAAUUUAGCUAAUUCCCCCCCCUCUCAUGGCCCCUGGGGAACAGUGAAGUCAUUUGAGAAGUCACACGUCUUAAUCAUCUCGAUAGUUUUGCGAGGAAAAAUCGGCUUUCCCCUCCAUCAUCCACCAGACUCCCCCCUCCACCACCACCACCACUACUGCUUUCUAUCUGUUUUUGUUUUUUUUGUUUUUGUUGUUGUUUUUUUUUAAUCUUACAUGGUUUUGUCCUUCUGAGCAUUUAUCGCCAACCCUCCCGUGGGCAUUCUCUCCGUUAAAGGAUGCCGGAUCAAAUAUCGGUGUCCGAGUUUCUCUCGGAGACAACAGAGGAUUACAAUUCCCCGACAACAUCCAGCUUCACCACCCGACUGCAGAGCUGCAGGAACACAGUGAAUGUGCUGGAGGAGGCGUUGGACCAGGACCGAACCUCCCUGCAGAAGGUGAAGAAGUCAGUCAAGGCCAUCUACAGUUCAGGACAAGAUCAUGUGCAAAAUGAAGAGAACUAUGCCCAGGCUCUGGACAAAUUUGGCAGUAACUUCAUCAGUCGGGACAACCCCGACCUGGGAACGGCCUUCGUCAAGUUCUCCUCCCUCACCAAGGAGCUGUCUGCCCUGUUGAAGAACCUGCUUCAGAGCCUCAGUCACAAUGUGAUCUUCACCCUGGACUCGCUGCUGAAGGGCGAUUUAAAAGGCGUGAAAGGGGACAUAAAGAAACCCUUUGACAAAGCAUGGAAAGACUACGAGGCCAAGUUUACAAAAAUAGAGAAGGAGAAACGGGAGCACGCCAAGCAACACGGGAUGAUCCGCACUGAGAUCACCGGGGCCGAGAUCGCCGAGGAGAUGGAGAAAGAGCGGCGUCUGUUCCAGCUCCAGAUGUGUGAGUACCUGAUCAAAGUAAAUGAGAUCAAGACCAAGAAGGGAGUGGACCUUCUCCAGAACCUGAUUAAGUAUUACCACGCACAGUGCAAUUUCUUCCAGGAUGGCUUGAAGACAGCCGAUAAGCUGAAGCAGUACAUUGAGAAGCUGGCAGCUGAUCUCUACAAUAUCAAACAAACUCAGGAUGAGGAGAAGAAGCAGCUGACUGCCCUGCGGGAUCUGAUCAAGUCCUCCCUCCAGCUGGACCAGAAGGAGGACUCGCAGAGUAAGCAGGGUGGCUACAGCAUGCACCAGCUGCAGGGAAACAAGGAGUUUGGCAGUGAGAAGAAAGGGUACUUGCUGAAGAAGAGUGAUGGGCUGAGGAAGGUGUGGCAGAGGAGGCAGUGCUCAGUGAAGGGGGGCAUCCUCACCAUCUCUCAUGCCACAUCCAACAGGCAGCCGGUCAAACUCAACCUGCUCACCUGUCAGGUGAAGCCGAGCGCCGAGGACAGGAAGUGCUUCGAUCUAAUUUCUCAUAACCGGACAUAUCAUUUCCAAGCUGAGGAUGAACAAGAGUUUGUCAUCUGGAUCUCAGUGCUGACCAACAGUAAGGAGGAGGCGUUGAACAUGGCAUUUCGUGGCGAGCAGACCAGCGGAGGUGAGGACGGUUUGGAGGACCUGACUAAAGCCAUCAUAGAAGACGUGCUGCGCAUGCCGGGCAACGAAGUCUGCUGCGACUGCGGAGCCGCAGACCCUAAGUGGCUGUCCACCAACCUGGGGAUCCUGACCUGCAUCGAGUGCUCCGGCAUCCACCGAGAGAUGGGGGUCCACAUCUCCCGCAUCCAGUCCAUGGAGCUCGACAAGCUGGGAACCUCAGAACUCUUGCUGGCCAAGAAUGUAGGGAACAGUAGUUUCAAUGAGAUCAUGGAGGGAAACCUUCCCUCCCCUUCACCAAAGCCCACUCCCUCCAGUGACAUGACUGUGAGGAAGGAGUUCAUCAACGCUAAAUAUGUGGACCACAAGUACGCAAGGAAGACGUGCACGUCUGCGGCAGCUAAAAUGAUCGAGCUAUUCGAGGCAGUCCAGUCCAGAGACCUGCUGGCCCUCAUCCAGGUUUACGCAGAGGGGGUGGAACUUAUGGAGCCCCUUCCAGAGGCGGGGCCGGAAGCUGGAGAGACAGCACUGCACUACUCUGUACGGACUGCUGACCAGACCUCACUGCACUUGGUGGACUUUCUUGUGCAGAACAGCGGAAACCUGGAUAAGCAGACGGAGUGGGGGAAUACUGCCCUGCAUUACUGCUGCAUGUACGAGAAGCCCGAGUGCCUCAAGUUACUCCUGAGGGGCAAGCCGGCCACUGACAUCCCCAAUCAGAACGGAGAGACGGCGCUGGAUGUUGCCAGGCGACUGAGGAACACUCAGUGCGAGGAGGCACUUGUGCAGGCUGCAGAGGGGAAAUUCAACCCUCACAUCCAUGUGGAGUAUGAGUGGAGCCUCAGACUGGAGGAGAUGGACGAGAGCGAUGACGAUCUUGACGAUAAGCCCAGUCCCAUCAAGAAGGACCGCUCCCCGAGGCCUCAGAGCUUCUGCCACUCCUCCAGCCUCUCCCCUCACGACAAGCUCUCCCUGCCGGGCUUCAUCAGCCAAAGGGACAAGCAGCAGCGUCUGUCCUACAGCGCCUUCACCAACCAGAUGUACAGCGCGUCCACAGACCUCUCCUCCUCCCCCGUGGCCGACGGACCGCCGCUGCCACCCAGGAACCAGGGCAAAGCUCCUCCCCCAUCUGGCCCUCCCUCUACACUCACAACAGGAGGCAGCUCCACCCUGUCCAAGAAGAGGCCUCCGCCCCCCCCUCCUGGACACAAACGCACCCUGUCUGACCCACCCAGCCCGCUCUCUCACAGUCCACACAGUAAAGGGGGCUUGACUGGGGGAAGCGACUCCACCCCUCCUCCCGUCAGCAAGAUGUCUCCGGUAUCUAACAAGUUUGAAGGCAUUCCUCAGCAGCAAAGCACUACUUCAAGCAACACAAAGUCUACACUUGGUCCAAGGGUUCUUCCCAAACUACCUCAGAAAGUGGCAUUGCGGAAGAUCGACACCAUACACCACCCCUCUAUGGAUAAGCCCAGCCUUCCUCCAGAGGUCUUCCAGAAGUCCCCGCCGGGAACCGAAACCCCUCAGAAGGCUCCUCUGGUGGACAGGCCUCAGCUGGGAGACCUGCCCCCCAAGCCGCAGCCGUCUGAUCUCCCCCCUAAACCCGGAGAACUUCCUCCGAAGCCGCAGCUCUCUGACCUCCCUCCUAAACCUCAGCUGGGGGACCUCCCGCCCAAACCCCAGCUCAAAGACCUCCCUCCGAAGCCUCACCUCGCCGACAUCCCCCCCAAACCCGGGACAGCCGAGUCCGUUCCCAGACCGCCUCCUGGAGAGACGGCGCCGAAGCCUCAGACGCAACCUCCGCCUCCACCUCAACCACAGCCUCAGCCUCAGCCUCAACCUCAAGACUCGCCGUCACCUAAUCAGCAAGCGAAUAUAGUGGCCCCCUCUCAACAAGCCGCUGAGGACACCAACGGGACCCCGGCGGGAACUGCAGAGACCCCUGUGCCCCUCCCGAGGAAGAUCAACACGGGGAAGAGCAAAGCCCGCCGGGUGAAGACGAUCUACGACUGCCAGGCUGACAAUGAUGACGAACUAACAUUUGUUGAAGGAGAGGUGAUAAUAGUUACAGGAGAGGAGGACCAGGAGUGGUGGAUCGGGCACAUUGAAGGAGAUCCGGAAAGAAAAGGGGUGUUCCCCAUGUCUUUUGUGCACAUCCUGAGUGACUGACAGCCAGAAAGACUUGCACUACGCCUCUCCCUAAACUGGGAGCUCCUGUAAAUAGCUAUCAAAACACCUCUUGUCACAUGACAAGUGUCCUAAAAGAAAAAAAAAACAAAAAAAAAAACAAAGAAACAACCCAAGAAGGCUCAUCUAGCCAUGGAUGCCUCAUCCAUGCUGUACAAAGAAUGUGUGUAUUCUUCCUCUACCAGUAUUAUCUUAACCCUAUAGCACGGCUGUGACGAAGCCACUCUCAAAACCCUAGCACUUACCUAAAGUCUAUGUUUAUGCUGUUACUGUGUAUAUAUGUAUGUAAAUAUAUAUAUUUGUGUGUGAGUGUAUAUACAUGUUUUAUUGUACAAAACAUGUACCAUUGCUCUCUACCUGUCAGAUUAAAACAUCAGGGCAGUAGAGGAUGAAUUUUAUCUGUAUUAAUUUUACUGGCCCUCAAGUAAUUAUCAGCUUAUAUUUCUGGAAAAAGGACAAAUAAGAAAAAGGAAUGUGAAAUAGGUCAUGUCACUAUUUGUGUCUUGCAUCCCUGUUUACCACCAUAAUUGACUGAAGAGGCAGGAGUCUCCCACUAAUCUUCCCGAGAUGAAAAGAAUUUCAUUAAAUGUACUCCUUGUUCUUGCUUGCUUUUGUGUGUACACGUAUUAUGGUUGUUUUACAGUAUAGAAACCUGCUGCUACUGUGUGGUGGAAUAGCAAAGCCUGUGGUUCACUGUUGGUCACUAAUUUACUCCUUGUUACACUGUUCACUGUAUGUAUGCUCUGUGUGUGAACUCGACGCCAUCUCCACAGUCCUUUGACCUUUUUCUGUGCAUGGUGUAACAAUGACUGGAAUUGAGUGGAGUGCUGCGUUCAAGACGCUCACCUCAGGGGUUUGAAGAGCCACUAUAAAAGCAGGACUACACAAAAGGUAUCCUGUUGUUAAAGCCACUAUUAAUGACAAGUACGGGGAAACUUAACGAGGACAUCUUAGCAAUAACUUGAUUUUUCUGACAGGCUGGAAGUUUCACAACAACCUGUGUUCACAGAUUCAGUGUCUUGUAAAACCUCAUGAGCUUGAAUUUUUUUUUUUUUUUUUUAGUUUGAGUCAUG